AGUGCUGACAAGGUAGAUAACUCUAAAAUAAACAUGGCGUUAUCUUCACCUCUACCAACAUUUUUUUGCCGACCAAACAGACAAUUAUAUUCAAGACUCUGUUUAACUAUUUUUCCUGCACUAAAUAGAAAAGUUACAACAAUUAGUAGUGACUUAGUAAAUGGAGGAAAUCAAUCAGUUACUAAAUCAGACAACCAACCAUCAGCUAAAGCAAUAACAAUAAGUCGUUCUAUGAAAGCUUAUAUGGAAAAAGUGAAAAAACAUGAUGAACUUAUGAAAACAGAAGUAGCAGACUAUGAAAUUGGUAAGCGACAUCUAGCAAACAUCAUGGGAGCAGAUCCAGACACUUUUACUCAAGAGGAUGUUGAUAGAGCUAUAGAAUAUCUGCUGCCCAAUGGAUUAUUUGAUAAAAAAGCUCGCCCAAUGCUUAAAAAUCCAUAUGAAAUUUAUCCAAAAAGAAAAGCUGCGGAGUUUACUUUUGAAGGACGACCAUUCCACUGGCUUUAUUUCACAACAUCACCUAACUACUAUAAUAUACUUUAUGAUAUUACAUGGAAGCUGGAAGGCUUGAAAACUCUAGAAGACCAACUCUACAAUGCAAAAAAAGAUAUUAGUUCCGAAAGCAAACCAUUAAAUAUUGCUAGUAGUGAAUGGAUCACCUUUGACCAACUCAAAAAUAAAGUUUUGGAAAAAAUACAAGAAAAAGAUUAUCAGCAUUUUAUUGUGAUGAUGGAGAGACUGGCAUCACAUCCUCUGGCUUCCAAAGAGGAAGAAUUCAUAAUGCAGUACAGAAACAAGCUACAUCUGGCCUCUGCUGCCUUGAUAGCUCCUCCUGUAGAGACUGACGCAGAUGGUAGAAGUUUUUCUUGGGCUGAAGGGAGAAGAAAAGAUUCUUGGGCUCAAGUUAAAGUUUACAAGCCUGGUACUGGUCAAGUCACCAUCAAUGAGAAAGAUCUAAGCUAUUUUUCCAAUUUGUUAUAUAGGGAGACCCUGUUAUUUCCACUAAGUGUAACCGGACUGCUUGGUCAGGUGGAUAUAGUAGCAGAUGCUAAGUAUGGUGGUCCCACUGGUCAGGCCGGGGCUAUUAGGUUUGCUCUGUCACAAGCCUUGUGUGCUUUUGUAUCUGAUGAUAUCAAAGAACAGUUGCGUCUUUCCGGUAUGUUAACCAGAGAUCCUAGAAAAAGAGAAAGAAAGAAACCAGGUCAAGAGGGAGCCAGAAAAAAAUUCACAUGGAAAAAGAGAUAAGUUUUUAUUUCAAGCAACUUUCACAAGGCAGUUACAGAAAUGUCACCUUUUUUGUAUAAAUUUUUUGUUUUUUAUAAUGCCAUUAAAGAUUUAUUGAUGCUUGAUCAAUUCAAA
Molecule: messenger RNA, 1359 nt
Organism: Biomphalaria glabrata
Lineage: Eukaryota; Metazoa; Mollusca; Gastropoda; Planorbidae
Product: 28S ribosomal protein S9, mitochondrial-like
Exons: 14
Coding region: 34-1245 (403 amino acids)
Biological process (GO): translation
Cellular component (GO): mitochondrial small ribosomal subunit; ribosome
Molecular function (GO): structural constituent of ribosome; RNA binding
Source: RefSeq, a predicted model, not a curated record